AUGGGAGUUAAUGGUCUACUACAACUACUAAGAGAGAUUCAAGACCCAGGAUCAUUGGAAAGAUAUAGAGGGAAAACAUUAGCAAUAGAUACAUAUGGUUGGCUACAUAGAGCUUUAAUUUCAUGUGCAGAAGAAUUAUGUUUAGGUAAACCAACAAGAAAAUACAUAACGUUUGUUAUGAAUAAGAUACAAAUGUUACAACAUUUUGGUAUAACCCCGUAUUUUGUAUUUGAUGGAGCGUCAUUAAAGACGAAAUCAGAAACAAAUCAAAAAAGAAGAGACAUAAGAAAUGAAGCAAAAGAAUUAGCUAAAAAAUUCAAUGAAUCUGGUAGAUCUCAUUUAGCAGUAAAACAAUAUAUGAAGGCGGCAUAUGUUACAUCACAAAUGUGUAAAUCUAUAAUGUGUGAAUUAGAUAUUUUGAAAAUUAAAUAUGUUGUUGCUCCAUAUGAAGCUGAUCCACAAAUGGUUUACUUGGAGAAAAUUGGAUUAGUCGAUGGUAUAUUAAGUGAGGAUUCAGACUUAUUAAUAUUUGGUUGUCAAAAAUUGAUUACAAAAUUAAAAGAUGAUUCAAGUUGUGUUGAAAUUAAUAGAUCAGAUUUUGGUAAAGUUAAACAAAUACCUUAUUUAAAUUGUUAUAGUGAUGAACAAUUAAGAUUGGUCGCAAUGAUUUCUGGUUGUGAUUACACAAGAGGUGUCAACGGUGUUGGAUUAAAAUCUUCAUUUCAAAUUGUAAGGAGGUAUGUUACUUUACAAAAAGUACUUAUUGCAUUAAGAUCAACUGGUAAAAAAAUACCUGAUGGAUUUGAAGAUGAAGUGGAAAAAGCAAAUUUAGCAUUUCAGUUUCAAAAAGUAUUUGAUCCAAGAAAUCAAGUUUUAGCAACACUAAAUGAUAUACCUGAUACAUUGGAAAUUGAUGAAGUAGUUUUGGAAUCGUGUUGUGGUAGAACUAUAGAAGCAGAAGUCUGUCAGAAAAUAUGUAAUGGUAAAAUUGAUCCAAAUAGUCAUCAAUUAUUAGUAUCAAGAGAACAAAACAUCCACGUAUUGAAAUCAGCGUCAAUCCAAUUAUCGUCAAGAACCUCAAACAAGUAUAAUCAAACUACAACAAUUGAUACAGCUCAAAGAUCAAAAUCCGAAUCAUCAAUCAAAAAUAAUAACAAUAGAUCAAUAUUUGACCUACUAAAAAUCUCAAGAAAAACGGUCAAAACAUCUGAAGAGAUAGAAGAAGAAACCACUACAAAUGUCACGGUAAGCCGAACCUUGAAAACUCCUGAAAAACUACCAUUUAAAAGACCCAAUAUUGUUCUUGGUACAAGAGAAUUAAAAAUUUCACCAACAACUAAAAAAAUCAAGAAACUACAGAAUAUCACCAAUUCAACAACUGCAAGUAAAUUUUUUGGACUUAACAAAGUAAGAUCACCGCCAUCAGAUAAAAAACCCGCAAUUACGAAGGAAACCACCCAUCCUAUCAAAAAUACGGCCACUACAAAAGUAACUCAUACUGUUUUACCAACUCCCAACAAAACCGUCAACGAGUUUCCUGAUUGGGAUUCUAGUUUAAUAAAUGACUCAGAGGUACCAGAUGAAUCACCUACAAGUCAAAGUGUCAAUGUGGAAAAUAUAUUGGGUGAGUUAACAGAUAAUGAUUUAGAAGAUAGCAAGAGUCAAGAACAAGAAUCAAAGGAAGAGAUAGAAAACAAAAACGACUCAAAAGAAAGCCAAGAAGAACAAAUAAUGGAUUCACAAUUUAUUGAUAGUCCUACAAAACCUACUAAAAAACUCACUAAUUUAAACUUAAAAUUUAGUCAAGUAUCUGAUUGUGAAAUAAGUGAAGAAGAAUCAGAUUUAUUUAAAGUCAAUACUAAAAUUAUUGAUUUACAACAAUUUGCAUUUAAAGGAUAG
This is a messenger RNA of Lodderomyces jiufengensis, 1899 nucleotides long. It is a transcript of the gene EXO1, whose product is annotated as Rad2 family nuclease. Gene Ontology annotation, cellular component: nucleus. Bases 1 to 1899 code for a protein of 632 amino acids. The transcript has a single exon. Gene Ontology annotation, biological process: DNA double-strand break processing; mismatch repair; DNA recombination. Gene Ontology annotation, molecular function: 5'-3' DNA exonuclease activity; metal ion binding; 5'-flap endonuclease activity. The record is from RefSeq and is a predicted model, not a curated record. NCBI's taxonomy places the organism in Eukaryota, Fungi, Ascomycota, Pichiomycetes, Serinales, Debaryomycetaceae.